Protopterus annectens (West African lungfish) is the source of this 2057-nucleotide messenger RNA. Its product is annotated as somatomedin-B and thrombospondin type-1 domain-containing protein-like. Bases 418 to 1197 code for a protein of 259 amino acids. The record is from RefSeq and is a predicted model, not a curated record. The transcript is spliced from 5 exons. NCBI's taxonomy places the organism in Eukaryota, Metazoa, Chordata, Ceratodontiformes, Protopteridae.
UGAUUGUGAAUGUGCAGCCUGUUACAAAGAGAAGUAGAACAGGACAGAUGCAUUUUCAGUGAGGCUAACCUGCAGGAGAUCUGUGUACUAGCUCAGUGUCUCAUUCUACACAUUGCGUGGUUUAAAGGGAAUUAUUGAUAUAUUUUAACUUUUACUCAUUUUUGUCUCGUCUGGACUGAAGGGAAAAAAAAAUAAAGAGUGAGAAGUUAAACUUUCGUUUCAGUUGUAUUACUGAAACAUUGACUUCUACCUGGAGCAAUGCUGACUUUAGUGUAACACCUUUGCUGGGAAUCGGGUAAAAGGCUGAGUAUAUGAAAGUUGUUGCUAAGGAACUCCUGGCACGUGCCCUCUGCCUAGUCUUACUUAAAAGGACUAGAAAUUUACCUAAAAGGACCAGAAACUCCCUUGAGAGCUGCCAUGGAGAACUGUGUCUCAGUUCGAGUAUUUUGGUGGUACAACUUUGGAACUCUGAUUGUGACUAGUCUCUUAACGGGCACAGAUGCUGGCUGCGCUGUAAGGGAAAACCCAAAAUGCUGCACAGGGAGGAAAAAUGAGUGCUUUGAGUAUUCGGUGAGGAGAACAGUAUGUUAUUGUGAUACCUACUGUCAGAAGACUGGAGAUUGUUGUGAGGAUUAUCAUCGGGUCUGUUACAUAUCAGCCAUUAACUGUGAUGUGAGCCCCUGGGGUCCAUGGUCACAAUGUAGCUCACCGUGUGGCACUGGCAGCAGAGAGAGGACCCGGCAAGUAAUAGUGCCACCCAGGAAUGGAGGAAUGCAAUGCCCAGAUCUGAAGCAGCACCGAGGAUGCCUUGGGCACAGCCCACAGUGUGGUCUAUCAGAAGCGGUAGCCAGGAUUUUGCCAAGCACAUUCAAAAGGGACUUCAAAGACCCGUGGAGAAGGCCACAUGUGGUUAUGAAGGAAGAGAAACCAAGUUACUGUGUGAAUUUCCGCCUGAAGCAGGUAGGAAGAGCUUGCCAACUCCAGCUUUGGACCAGUCAUCUUGUCCGGGAGAGACUAGUAUGUGUGGAAUGCCAGGCAACUGCCAUGGGGAAUGGAUAUCAUUGUGUGGGAGAUGGACUAGAUAAUACAAGGACAUUCUGGACAGCUGCUUCGGUCCCAGGCUGCCAAGGGUCAUGGGUUCGAGAAUCAUUCCAGGAAGCCUGCUCCUGUCCUUCGCAUUCUCUUCUUUUUAUAUGAACACCUUGUCAUACACUGCACAGUAUAUAUAGAGUGCUAAAGAACCUUACUCACUAUGACAGAUGUCUCCAGGUUUUCCUGUAAGAAAACGGAGAGGCAAAUGAAGGAAUCUUCUGAACUUUGGAGAAUAUCUUUUUACCUCAGUUUCUCUUCUAUAUAAGUACACAAACAUACAUACAUACAUACAUAUAUACGCACAGAAAUGUAUAUCUAUAUACUGUAUUCUGCUUUAUGCAACAUAAACACCAUUACGUCCAUGCCUUGCUACAAGAGCUUUCAGCUCUUUAACAUUUACUAUACCUCUGAAACUUUGCUACCUACCUCCACAAAUGCAGUUAUUACAUUGCAAAUAUCAGUUUACAUAAUUCCUAUAUUGUACACUGUUUGUAUGCCUAUCCACAGCAUAGAAUAAAUUGUCUGCCAUAUGUAAGCACCUCACAUCUGAAAUUACCCUUGGUUAACCUUAAAGUAAAGUUUAAAGCAAAUUCGUCAUCAUGAAGUGUCAUUGUUGCUUGUAACGCUCUUCCAAUGGACUUAUUCCGUACCUGCAGAGUUUAUUGGAUGGAAGCAACAUUUUGUUUUAUGGGAAGAGAACUGCUUGCACACUCAUGUCUUUUUGAUGACUUAACCUAAGCUCUGAUAUGAGUGGCUAAACAAAAACACUACUAACCAUUCUGUUACAUUUUUAUUUCAAGCUUUAAUGCAUAACCUUAUAGUAUUUAACAGAUCCACCCACAGUAUUUUGGUGAUUAUAAAUGAAGGAGAAGUGUUCAUUACUGACAUGUUAAUUGUGCUAAUCAUACAAAAACACAAAUGUUUGUUUUCAUGAAUAAUUAGAAAUAAAUGUGGGCUGAGAAAAA